UCGCGGAGGAAAUACAAGCAAGAAAAUUCGAAGAAUCUGAAGAAUUCGGCACUAGAUCAACAUCUAGAUCCUGUCAACAUGAAUGCGGUCUUCUUGGCAACAUCCUUCUUCAUGCUCUGCUUUCUUCCUGCGAAAGAAUCGCUUCCCAUAACAAAUAUCAAACGGUUUGACAGCUACAACAGCAAGGGUGUUGGUCCAGACCUGGAGCACUGGGAACACAGCCUAAAGUUGCCAUUUCAGCAGAACCUACUUCAAGCAUCUGCGGACGAAUCAAGGACCAUGGCGCAAAUGCGAGAGCCAUCGCUGAUGACUCUGGGCCAGGUACUUUCAAAUGGUCAGAGUACGCAAGACCGUCCAGGAGGCGAAGAGGACACGCUCCGAUAUAAAAGAUUCAACAGUAACCCCAAUUCCCUCGACCUUACCUUUCAUCUACUGAGAGAAUUUUUGGGAAUGGCCAAAGCUGAAAAAAUGGCCCAGAAAGCAGAGAGUAAUAGACUGAUUAUGGAAAGCAUUGGCAAAUAAUUCAGAUCAGUCUAUUAGAAUUAAUCACCCAAUGGUUGUGAGACGUGUAUUAUGUUAAAACUAUUUGAAUCCAAUUUUCAAUUCAUACAGCAUAAAUUGUUACUGUUCUAAAUAUGCACCAAAUGUUUGCACAGCAGGUUAACCUAAAGAAAUCGUAAUUAACCAACUUUCGCUACUUUUUAUUUUGUUUUUUUUUUCUGCUCUUUAAUAUAAAUGCUUGUACUUAAUC
This is a messenger RNA of Hypanus sabinus (Atlantic stingray), 751 nucleotides long. RefSeq names its product corticoliberin-like. NCBI's taxonomy places the organism in Eukaryota, Metazoa, Chordata, Chondrichthyes, Myliobatiformes, Dasyatidae. Bases 79 to 522 code for a protein of 147 amino acids. The transcript has 2 exons. The record is from RefSeq and is a predicted model, not a curated record. Gene Ontology annotation, cellular component: extracellular region. Gene Ontology annotation, molecular function: corticotropin-releasing hormone activity. Gene Ontology annotation, biological process: positive regulation of cortisol secretion; negative regulation of epinephrine secretion; negative regulation of glucagon secretion.